This is a messenger RNA of Aspergillus calidoustus, 228 nucleotides long. The record is from the annotation of a GenBank genome assembly. NCBI's taxonomy places the organism in Eukaryota, Fungi, Ascomycota, Eurotiomycetes, Eurotiales, Aspergillaceae.
AUGCCCCCACAAUCCGAUGAUAAACGCCAGGCAGCACGCGAAGUGAUUGACAUUCUUCACGAGAUCUCAACGCUCCUUAAUACGAAUCUGGACCGAACCGAGCUCUCGCUUUGCGUGUCUCUCAUCGAGAAUGGAGUUAAUCCUGAUGCGCUUGCCAAUGUCAUUAAGGACUUGAGGAAGGAAGCUGCUGUCACUUCGCGCACUCUUCCAAACGAGUCGAUGGAAUGA